AAGGCAGCUGAAGAAUUCGGAAUAGAACUUGAUGAAAAUCUGGAUGUCAAUGAGCGGAGCAAUAAACACGUUAGGAAAGAUAAAAUUCAGUCACUUAAGACACAGCUAAGGGAAUUAUUGUCACAGCAAUUGAUUCCACGUGGGGUCUCCACUAAAUACUUGACGAGUGGUAUCGUGCGUGACCUGGCUGAUAGAUUGUUAGAUGAACCGUCAC
Molecule: messenger RNA, 214 nt
Organism: Acaulospora colombiana
Lineage: Eukaryota; Fungi; Glomeromycota; Glomeromycetes; Diversisporales; Acaulosporaceae
Source: the annotation of a GenBank genome assembly